Molecule: messenger RNA, 519 nt
Organism: Tremella mesenterica DSM 1558
Lineage: Eukaryota; Fungi; Basidiomycota; Tremellomycetes; Tremellales; Tremellaceae
Exons: 2
Coding region: 1-519 (172 amino acids)
Source: RefSeq, a predicted model, not a curated record
AUGUCAAUCCUGUUCACAAUCGUCAACACAGCUCAGAAGAUCCUUCUCAUGUCCAUAUGGAAGAAAAACGAUAUAUACCUCGCCCUCGACAAACCUCUGGAAAUCCUCAUGUCCACCCAUUCAAUAGGUGGGUCAGGGAGUGCGGAAAGAUCAGAACCUUCCGCUUCGUCCACUUUGGUACAGGAUGAUCCUACACAUUUACAGAAUUCCUUUGAUUUCGAUGACUCUAAACGUGGUGUUCACGUCGCUUAUGGAGCACACGAGGAUGACAGAGGAUGUGGAAGGAUCAAAGUGCGAGAAAGGCAAAGGGUAAAUGCGGCGGGGGUAGUGGGAGCUCCAAGAGGGAGCUCAGAGGAUUACAUCUCACCUAGAAUGUCGAUACGGACUAUAGGCUCAGUAGGGAAGGGAGGAUCACCAGGGAGGAGAUUGAGGAAAGUGAGAAUGGUAGAAGGUGAUUGGGAUUGGUUAAGGGAUGGAGAUUGGGGUGAUCCAAGUCCUCUUGAUCAAGCUGUGAGAUGA